GCUAAAAAGGCAAAAAUGCUUUCGCCGCGAGAUCGAGAAGAGAACCAGAGAUGGCGUCGUCGCUCGCAACCUUAGCUGCCGUUCAGCCGGUCGCGGUCAAGGGUCUCGGCGGCAGCUCCCUCGCCGGAACGAAGCUCCACGUGAAGCCCGCUCGCCGGAGCUUCAGACCCAGAAGCAUCAAGAGCGGCGGAGUGGUGGCCAAGUACGGAGACAAGAGCGUGUACUUCGACUUGGAAGAUCUGGGCAACACCACCGGCCAGUGGGACUUGUAUGGAUCCGACGCUCCUUCCCCUUACAACCCUCUUCAGAGCAAAUUCUUCGAGACAUUUGCAGGUCCAUUCACCAAGAGAGGCCUGCUGCUUAAGUUCUUGAUCCUUGGGGGCGGUUCUACCCUUGCUUACCUCAGCGCCACGGCUUCGGGCGACAUCUUGCCAAUCAAGAAGGGCCCACAACUCCCGCCAAAGCUGGGGCCACGUGGCAAGAUCUGAUUUCGGUCCGAGAUUUUGAUCUUUCUUCAGUGUAUGUAUCCUUUGUACACUUAUGAAAUUCGUAGGCCGCCCUAUGUGAUCAUUAAGAAUUGUCUCAUUGAUAUGUAACAUGUAAUGCCAUGGAAUUUUUAAGCAUGACAAGGUUUCCCUUCUGUCUAUGCCAACCGAUGUUUUUA
Eucalyptus grandis is the source of this 664-nucleotide messenger RNA. RefSeq names its product photosystem I reaction center subunit VI-1, chloroplastic. The record is from RefSeq and is a predicted model, not a curated record. Gene Ontology annotation, cellular component: chloroplast thylakoid membrane; photosystem I reaction center; photosystem I. Lineage: Eukaryota; Viridiplantae; Streptophyta; Magnoliopsida; Myrtales; Myrtaceae. The transcript has 3 exons. Gene Ontology annotation, biological process: photosynthesis. Bases 51 to 488 code for a protein of 145 amino acids.